Capronia epimyces CBS 606.96 is the source of this 1869-nucleotide messenger RNA. RefSeq lists its product as uncharacterized. Gene Ontology annotation, molecular function: transmembrane transporter activity. The record is from RefSeq and is a predicted model, not a curated record. Gene Ontology annotation, biological process: transmembrane transport. The coding region runs from base 1 to 1869 and encodes 622 amino acids. The transcript is spliced from 2 exons. Lineage: Eukaryota; Fungi; Ascomycota; Eurotiomycetes; Chaetothyriales; Herpotrichiellaceae.
AUGGCCACCGAGAAAGAUAUCGUCAGCCCUCCCGACAUGGAGGAUGGCCAGGAAACAAGGGUGGUUUCGAAGCACAACACCGCCGAUGCCGAUGCCAAUGCCGAUAUCGAUAGCACCGUCGCCACCUCCUCGGGACAGGAAGAGACGGCGCAAAUUGACAUCGAAGCCCAAACCCAACCCCAACCCCCGACCUCGGCCCUGGCCAUGUCAAGGACCAUCAGCCAGAAGCCGUACACAGCCUUCUCCAACAGGGCCAAGUGGUUCAUUGUGAUCAUGACCAGUAUGGCAUCCUUCUUCUCGCCUCUAUCGGGCCAGAUCUACUUUCCCGUGCUGCCGAUCCUGAGCGACAACUACCACCUGUCUUCGAGUCUGAUCAAUAUCUCCAUCACCACGUAUAUGAUUUUCCAGGGGAUCACGCCGAGCUUCAUGGGCACCUUCUCCGAUGCCAGUGGGCGACGACCGGGAUAUAUCCUGGCAUUCGCCAUCUACACCGGGGCGAAUAUCGGUCUCGCGCUGCAGAACAGCUACGCGGCCCUGCUUGUGUUGCGGUGUCUGCAGAGUGCCGGCAGCAGCGGGACAAUUGCGUUCGGAUACGGCGUGAUUGCCGACGUCGCCACGACCGCCGAGCGAGGAAAGUUCUUUGGUCCCAUGGCGGCCGGGGUCUUGACGGCGCCCGCGCUGGGACCGACCAUCGGUGGCCUCUUGACGCAAUAUCUCGGCUGGAGGGCCGUCUUCUGGUUCCUGACCAUCAUCAGUGGCGGGUUCUUGACCAUAUACAUCAUCUGCAUGCCCGAGACCCAUCGCAAGAUUGUGGACGAUGGGAGCAUUGUGCCGCAUCAGCGGUGGCGCCAGUCGCUGGUGCAAUAUCUGGCCGCUCGACGUCGGCUGAAAAAGAUGAGUGCCACCGACAGAGAGGAGUACAGACGCGCACAGCUGGAGCUGGCCGAACGGCAACAGGGCAGCAAGCUCCGAUUCCCUAAUCCGCUCGGAUCUUUUGUCAUUCUCACCCACCCGGAUGCAUUCUGUCUCAUCCUGUACACCGGCGUGACCAUGUUCAGCAACUUGGUCGCCAUGACCACUACACCAACCGUGUAUCCCAAGCUGUAUGGGAUGGAUGAGUUGCAGGUUGGGUUGUGCUUCCUACCACUCGGCGUAGCCGCCACAAUUGGCGCACUUGUGAACGGCCGGCUCCUCGACUGGAACUAUGGCCGCAUUGCCCGUCAACUGGGCCUCAAGAUUGACCGGAAACGAGGUGACGAUCUCCUCCAAUUUCCCAUCGAGCGGGCUCGCCUCCAGUGCGUCUUCUUCUCGCAAGCACUGCAGGUGGCGGUUUUUCUCCCCUACGGCUGGGCCCUGGAGAAGCAUGCCUCCCUCGCGGUGCCACUGGUCUUGCAGUUCAUCAUGGGUUUCUGUCUGGUGGUGUCAUCGAAUUCCGUCAGCACGCUGCUGUCCGACAUUUACCCCAGCAAAGUGUCCACGGCGUCGGCGGCUUCGAACCUCGUGCGGUGCCUUUUAGGUGCCGUGGGCGCGGCCGUGGUUGAUAAUAUGCUGACCAGCUUGGGAGUGGGUUGGUCUUUUGUCUUGGUGGGUUUGCUGUUGGCGGCCGCCACUGGCUUUCUAUGGGUCGAAAUGACAUGGGGGAUGGGAUGGCGGCAGAAGCGGUGGUUGAAGGAACGGGGGGAGAGAGAAGAGAAGCAAGCCGAGCAAGCCGAGAGAGAAGACAAGGGACAGCAGCAGCAACGGCAACACCAAGCGGAGCAAGCCAAGCAAGCCGAGAAAGAAGAGAGAGAGAAGGAGCAGCAGCAGCAACGGCAAGCCGAGCAAGCCGAGAGAGAAGAGAAGGGACAGCAGGAGCAGCAGCAGCAAUAG